CCGCUGUCCCUGAUUUCUCCUUUGUCUCUACCCCUGCUGUGGGGCCACACACUUUGUCCCUCUGGGGUGAGUGUGCCCUGGCCUUCUGUCCAGCCUGGGCAGCUCCAUCUUCUCUCAGACUCCUAGUAGACCCUGAGGGGGUGGGGCUCUCUGUCCUUAGGACUUUCAGUGUGAGCCCCCAUCGGUGGGUGCUCACUCCGUCUGUUAAGGGCCAGUGACAUUUAGCCAUUUAAUAUCCAGGUGAACAUUUUUCCCAGCACCUCAGGGCGUAUUCUCUCACCCCAGCCUUGGUCUCGGGGGAGAAGAGGCUCAGCUUAGCUCACCUGCUACCUUCCUUGGUGUUCCACCAAGUUUGUAUCCAAAGGCAGCAUGGCUGCCGGAUGAGCCUUCGUGGCAGCUGCCACUGAGCCGGGGUCCCAAAGUCACUCCCUGCACCUCCGGGCACUGACAUUGCUGGCUUGAGUUGCCAGAUUGCCAGAGCACCCUGGGAUCUUUGGAGUGUACGAGAUCAGAGGCUCCCACCACCAAGGAUGGCCUCCAGGGGAGAGGGCCUAAUGGCAAGCAAAGGUGGCACCAGAGUGGCCAGGGCUGACUCAGGAGCCCCCUCCUCAACUUGAGGCCGGCUGACCUGAGUCAGUCAGAGAAUAUCCCUGCACCCUCCACAGUGUCGCCAGGACAUCCCCCACUUGUCACUCAUUUUCCCUUUUCGGAUUAACCUGAUUUAUUUCACUACUUUGCUUACCAGUUUGCCAGGAAAGAAGGAAGGAAACAUUUAUUAAGCACUUACUGUGAUCCAGGCACUGUGCUAAGAGAUUGCAAAUAUCCCAUUUUAACCCCCUGGAAGGCAGGUGCCAUUAUUAUCACCUUUUACAGAUGGGGAAACUGAGGCAGGCAGCGCAGGGUUGUCUAACUGGUAAGUGUGUGAGGCGGGUUUUGAACUUGGGCCUUGCUCGCUCCAGGCCCAGCAUUCUGUGCACAGUGGUGCCCACAGCAGCCUUGGCAGUUGUUGACUGGCCCUGCCUUGAGCCCCUCUCUUGGCCUCUUUUACUUCAGCCAUCCCUCCGAAGAGCAGGCAGGAGACUGUGUCUUUGGAGAUCGUCCUCCUUGGCUGCCUCAGUUUCUCCCAGAUUUCUGCUCCCCAUAUUCAAUUGCUGCCCUUCUUUACAGUCCAGAUACCUGCAAAGCUCCUUCCCCGUCACCUUCUCCUCAGUUAGCUCAAGUCUUCCUGCCCUUCCCCCCACCCCGGAAGCCAGAAGCAGACCCUCAGUCAGUCGGCAUUGCUAAGUACCUACUGUGCGCCAGGCACUGUGCUAUAGGGCUACAAGGAGUCAAAACCAGCUUCCGUGCCCUCCAGGCGCAGAGGACAGUGUGCAGAUGACCAGAUUCAAAGAAAUCUGCUGAGUCUGGGAGAGGUGAUCUCAGAGGGGCUGCUGUGCAGAGGCCAAGGGAGGCCCCAGAACCCAGAGGAGGCAGUAGGUCUGGGCCUGCCAGUGCCAGUGUGUGGAGGGUAGCGAAGUCUAGGCUGACUGGAGAGGUAGGAAGGACUCUAAGUACCAAGUGGACAGCUUAGCUUUGGUCCUCUGGGCAAUAGGGAGCCACUGGCGGUUACUGACCACAGGGCUGUGGGUCAGACCACAGUGUGGGGCACUCCCUGGCUAUGUGACCCUGCGCAAGGCCCUUCCCCUCUGCUUGCCUUGGUGUCCUAAGCUGUAAAAUGGGGAUAAGAACAGCCCCUCCCUCCAGCCUCCCACUUAGGGCCUGAAAAAUGCAAAAGGUGAACAGAAUUGGCUUCCAUUGCUUAGAUUGUGAAAAUCCUAUUUUCAGAUGAGAUAUUUAUGCUGAAGCCCAUUUGUCCCUUUUUCCCCUUUCUAUUCGGGGCACGUUACUUGUUCUGCACAAGCAAUUUUACUCGAUCCCUUUGGAGUGAAAAUGCAACAUUCGAUGCCUGCCUCCUAGAGUGACAAACUAAGGAAGGUGCUAGAAACAGGAGCUGGUGCUCUUUUGUCAUUAUGUGGCAGGAUUCAGAAUCCAGGACAGCCUGUGCAUACAGCAGGAGCCCACUAAACGCUUCAGCCAAGGGGUCCGUGACCUUCCAGGACGUGGCCGUGGACUUGACCUGGGAGGAGUGGGGGCAGCUGGGCCCCGCCCAGAAGGAGCUGUACCGGGAGGUGAUGCUGGAGAACUACGGGAACCUGGUGUGCCUGGGGCUUGCCGUUUCCAGUCCAGACGUUGUCUGCCAGCUGGAGAGAGGGGAAGGACCUUGGAUGCCCGAAGGAGACGUCCCAGGGAGCAGCCGGGCAGGUUGGGAAACUACACACCAAAACAAGGAGCCGUUGUCAAAGCUGGGCCUUGCUAUUAAAGCAUCAUUCCAGGAAGGACUGGCAGGACAUGAUUCCUGUGUCUCCAGGAUGGGAGAAGCAUGGAAACUUGAUACCAUUUUAGAGAAACAGCAGGACAGUGAGGAGAAGGGUCUCCAUAAAUGGGACAUACUUAAAAAGGGCAAGUAUAAUGAACGUUGGAAACCCUCUGGUGAUAAAUUUGGCUUUACUGAGUAUCAUACAUUUCAUACUACAAAGAAACCAUAUGAACGUCAUGAAUGCAGGAAGGCCUUCCGAUGGUGUUCACAGCUUGCCGAACAUCAGCUAAUUCACACGGGGGAGAAACCUUAUGAAUGUAACGUAUGUGCGAAGGCCUUUUGCCGAAAUUCACAGCUUACUGAACAUCAGACAGUUCAUACUGGAGAGAAACCUUAUGAAUGCAAUGAAUGUGGGAAGUUGUUCCGCCUUAGCACACAGCUUAUUCAACAUCAGAGAAUUCAUACUGGAGAGAAACCUUAUGAGUGUAAUGAAUGUGACAAGGCCUUCCGUCAGAGCAUACAACUUACUCGACAUAAGAGAAUUCAUACUGGAGAGAGAGCUUAUGAAUGUAAUGACUGUGGGAAGGCCUUUUGCCAAAAAACCGGACUUACUCAGCAUCAGCGAAUUCAUAGUGGAGAAAAACCUUACGAAUGUAAUCAAUGUGGGAAGACCUUUUGCCAAAGUUCUCAGCUUACUCGACAUCAGAGAAUUCAUACCGGAGAAAGAGCUUAUGAAUGUACUGACUGUGGGAAGGCUUUUUGCCAAAAAACAGGACUUACGCAGCAUCAGAGAAUUCAUAGUGGAGAAAAACCUUAUGAAUGUAAUCAAUGUGGGAAAACUUUCUGCCAGAGCUCACAACUUACUCGACAUGAGAAAAUUCAUACUGGAGAGAAACCUUAUGAAUGUAAUGAAUGUAGAAAGGCCUUCACUCGAAGGGCAGAUCUAAAACAACAUAACAGAAUUCAUACUGGAGAGAAACCUUUUCAAUGUAAUGAAUGUGGGAAGUCCUUCCAUCAGAGAACAGGACUUACUGAACAUCAGAGAAUUCAUACAGGAGAGAAAACUUAUGAAUGCAAUGAAUGUAGGAAAGCCUUCGGUCGUAGGGCAGAUCUUAAACAGCAUAAUAGAAUUCAUACUGGAGAGAAACCUUUUGGUUGUAAUGAAUGUGGAAAGGCAUUCCGUCUGAUCACAGGACUUGCUGAACAUCAGAGAAUUCAUACUGGUGAAAAACCUUUUGAAUGUAAUGAAUGUGGGAAGGCCUUCCGCCUAAUCACUGGUCUUGCAGAACAUCAGCGAAUUCAUACUGGAGAGAAACCAUAUGAAUGUAAAGAAUGUGGGAAAGCUUUCAGCCAGAGCACACAACUUAAUAGACAUCAGAGAAUUCAUACAGAAGAAAAACCAUAUGAAUGCAAUGAAUGUGGAAAGACGUUUCGUCAGAGAGCUCACCUUACACAACAUCAGACAGUUCAUACUGGAGAGAAGCCUUAUGAAUGUAAUGAAUGUGGGAAGGCUUUUAGGCAAAGCAUAGGACUUAUUGGACAUCUGAGAAUUCAUACAGGAGAGAAACCUUAUGAAUGCAAUGAAUGUGGGAAGGCCUUCCGCCUGAUCACAGGACUUACUGAACACCAGAGAAUUCACACUGGAGAGAAACCAUAUGAAUGUAACGAAUGUGGGAAGGCCUUCACCAAGCGCACACAGCUGAACAGACAUCAUAAAAUUCACAGUGGAGAAAAACCUUAUAAAUGCAACAAAUGUGGGAAGGCCUUUGGCCAGAAAGCACACCUUACUCAACACCAGACCGUUCAUACUGGUGAGAAGCCUUAUGAAUGUAAUGAAUGUGGAAAAGCCUUCUGCCAGAAACCAGGACUUAUUCAGCAUCAGAGAAUUCAUACUGGAGAAAAGCCUUAUGAGUGUAAGGAAUGUGGAAAGGCCUUCUGUAGGAAUUCACAGCUUACUGAACAUAAGAGAAUCCAUACUGGAGAGAAACCUUAUGAAUGCAGUAAAUGUGGAAAGGUCUUCCGACAGCGCUCAAAGCUUACUAGACAUCAGAUAAUUCAUACCAGAGAGAAAAUUUACAUAUGUAGUGACUGUGGGAAAGCCUUCCACCAAAGCUCAGCCCUUAUUCAACAUCAGACAAUUCAUACUGGAGAAAAACCUUAUGAAUGUAAUGAAUGUGGGAAGGCCUUUAGCCUGAGCACACGAUUAUUCAUACAUCAGCGAAUUCAUACUGGAGAGAAACCUUAUGAAUGUAUGAACUGUGGGAAGGCCUUCCAUCAUAGAACAGGACUUACUGAACAUCAGAGAAUUCAUACUGGAGAGAGAGCUUAUGAAUGUUAUGAAUGUGGGAAAGCCUUCUGUCAGAGAGCAGGACUUACUCAGCAUCAGAGAAUUCAUACCAGAGAGAAACCUUAUGAAUGUAAGGAAUGUGGGAAGACUUUUUGCCAGAGAAUAGGACUUACUCAACAUGAGAGAAUUCAUACUGGAGAAAAACCUUAUGAAUGUAAUGAAUGUGGGAAGGCCUUCCGAGUGAGAACACAGCUUACUCAACAUCAGAUUAUUCAUACUGGAGAGAAACCUUAUGAAUGUAAUGAAUGUGGGAAGACUUUCUGUCAGAGCUCACAGCUUACAAGACAUCAGAUAAUUCAUACUGGAGAGAAACCAUAUGAAUGCAAUGAAUGUGGGAAGGCCUUUCGCCGAAGUGCUGGGCUUAGUCGACAUCAGACAAUUCAUACUGGAGAAAAGCCUUUUGAAUGUAAAGAAUGUGGGAAGGCCUUUAGGCUUAGCACAGCACUUACAGAACAUCAGAGAAUUCAUACUGGAGAGAAACCUUUUGAAUGUAACGAAUGUGGAAAAGCCUUCCGCUUGAGCAUAGGACUUACUGAGCAUCAGAGAAAUCAUACAGGAGAGAAACCAUAUGAAUGCAUUGAAUGUGGGAAGGCCUUUAGCCAGAGUACACAGCUUAAUCGACAUCAGAGAAUUCAUACUGGAGAGAAACCAUAUGAAUGUGCUGAAUGUGGGAAGGCCUUUGGUCAAAGGUCGCAUCUUACUCAACAUCAGACAGUUCAUACUGGAGAGAAGCCUUAUGAAUGUAAUGAAUGUGGAAAAGCCUUUAGCCGAAGUACAGGUCUUACUGGACACCUGAGAAUUCAUACUGGAGAGAAACCUUAUGAAUGCAAUGAAUGUGGGAAGACCUUCCGCCUAAAGACAGGACUUGCUGAACACCAGAGAAUUCACACUGGAGAGAAACCUUAUCAGUGUAAUGAAUGUGGAAAUAACUUUCGCCUGAGCAAACAGCUUACUCAGCAUUACAGAAUUCAUACUGGAGAGAUACCUUAUGAAGGUUGGGAGACAAGGCCUAAAAGCAGAAAGCCAGGUUUCCAUGGAAACCUUUUCCCAGGACAGACUCCUAAGGGACGGCCCCUGUGUCUCUACGUUGGGAGAAGAUUGGAAGAAGCGGAGCGAAGAGGAGAAACACUCCAAGAAACUUGUCAGGUCUCAGACCUCAUUCAACACCUGAAAAUGCAUGCCAAGGAGGAAAAUUUUGAAUGUGAUUAAUGUGAGAAGGCUCGAUUCUUUCACCUGGAAGAGGAAAGACUGAAGGCAGGCGUCAGGACCCGAGGCCACUGCCUUUUCCAUGUUGUCUCUCCCCAGGCACCUCCAGCAAAGCACCCAAACAGCCAUCAAGAUGCAGGCCCUCAGUGGUGGUGGGAGGGAGGCUUUGGGAAGCCUCGCCCACUGUCCCCACGGCUGGCCAGUCACAGCUGGGUGUGGAAUGUGGGUGCAUUCUCCAUAGUCUCUGCAAAGCGCUACCUUACACACAUGACGGGGCGAUGUGCAUGGGUGCUUUGGUUGCUCAUGUAGGUUGUGUGUCCACAGGAGGCUGUUUGGACAGGACGCUCAGAGAGACCUGAGCAGCCCUUUGACUGAAUCCAGUUGGAGGAGUCAAUGACUCAACAGGCCCCUUGAAUAUUGUUAGCCUAGGUCAAAGCCAAAUUCCAUAUUCCUGUUUCUUAACAGGAAAAGGGUACCCCAAGCUACAUAU
Vombatus ursinus (common wombat) is the source of this 6399-nucleotide messenger RNA. RefSeq names its product zinc finger protein 420-like. Gene Ontology annotation, molecular function: DNA-binding transcription factor activity, RNA polymerase II-specific; RNA polymerase II transcription regulatory region sequence-specific DNA binding. The transcript is spliced from 7 exons. The record is from RefSeq and is a predicted model, not a curated record. Gene Ontology annotation, cellular component: nucleus. The coding region runs from base 2010 to 5912 and encodes 1300 amino acids. Gene Ontology annotation, biological process: regulation of transcription by RNA polymerase II. NCBI's taxonomy places the organism in Eukaryota, Metazoa, Chordata, Mammalia, Diprotodontia, Vombatidae.